UCCUUCUCUUCUCUUCUUUUCUUUUCUUUUCCUCUUCGAGAAAAUAUAAAAGAAAAAUUUUCCUUCUGAAAUCGCAACAACGAAACGCAAGCUCAAGAUUCCCGCCAAAACCGAUGCUAGGGUUCUCUCUUCCGCUUCAGCUUCGCCGCUACCACCACCACCAUCAACCUUUGGUUCAAAACACUAGAGUACCCAAACCAUUCUAUCCACCGAUUCCUUCUUUUCCUCAAUAUCCGCCACGAACUGUUCCCGGAUUGCGAGCGAGUUUUUCGGUUGGUUGCGGUACGGGCUCGCCGGUAUUUUCGUCGCCGGAGGAUGAGUUGGACGUGGAGCUGGGGCGUCUGCUGGCGCUGUUGCCGGAGGAGAUGCGGCGGCGAGUGAGCGACCACCCGGAGGUGCAGCAGUUGAUGGAAGUGGUGAUGGAUUUGGGUCGGAAGCCGCUGGCUAGGUUUCCCUCCGGUGAUUUUGUGAUAUCGGAUUAUCCUAUUACGGUUCAGGAUAUCGAGCACGCCACUGCCCAGGUUGGUGACUUUGCUAUUGAUAAUCGAGCAGGAAUCAGCAGGACAUUGCAUCGGAUUAGUGCUAUCAGAAAUCGCAAGGGUGCAAUUAUUGGUCUAACUUGUCGAGUUGGCAGGGCAAUUUCAGGAAGUGCUAAAUUGUUGCAAGAUUUGGUUCAAGAUGGGGCUUCUUUGUUGCUCAUUGGUCCUCCAGGGGUAGGCAAAACUACAAUUAUUAGAGAAAUAGCUCGUAUGCUGGCAAAUGAUUACAAGAAGCGUGUGAUGAUUGUUGACACCUCCAAUGAGAUUGGGGGUGAUGGUGAUAUACCUCAUGCUGGAAUAGGCAGUGCUCGACGUAUGCAAGUUCCCAACUCUGAUAUGCAACAUAAGGUAUUGAUAGAGGCGGUUGAAAACCACAUGCCACAAGUGAUUGUAAUUGAUGAAAUUGGUACAAAACUUGAAGCAAUGGCUGCCAGCACUAUAGCACAACGAGGGAUCCAGCUUGUUGCCACUGCUCAUGGUGUCACAAUUGAGAAUCUGAUAAUGAAUCCCUCAUUAGAGAUGCUUGUUGGAGGAAUACAGAGCGUGACACUUGGGGAUGAAGAGGCCAGUCGCAGGGGUGUUCAGAAGACAGUACUGGAGAGGAAAGGCCCAUCAACAUUUAGUUGCGGAGUGGAGAUUAUUUCAAAGACGGAGCUACGCAUUCACCGUAGCCUUGAAGCAACUGUAGAUGCUAUACUUUCUGGUCGUUUUCCCCAUGUAGAAGUGCGCAAGAUGAAGUCUCAAGACGAGGAAGAGAUUUCACAAAAGGGACCUGUUAUAUACACUUCUCUUGAAAAGAAUGGUGAAUUUAUGUUUGAAGAUGCUCCAGAUGGGCCUGAUGACCAAACUAGCCAAAAGGAAUCACCUUCCAGGUUGCCUAUUGAAAUGGUAGAGGAUUCCUGGGAACACAGGUUGCCACUUCGCCUGUUUUGUUAUGGGAUUUUAGAGGCAACUGUUAUACAAGGGAUUAAACAGUUGAAAAUGAAUGAUGCGGCCCUUCAAUUGACGGAUAAUAUUAGUGAGGCAAAUGCUUUACUUGCCCUGCUAUCCAAGCUUAAGAAGAACCUGAGGAUUCAGGCUGCUGCUAAAUCUCAUGAUAUUCCCAUUUAUGUGACGAAGACAAGUUCUUUGGAGCAAGUAACAAAAGCCAUACGAGCAUUAGUAAGUGAUCAUGAAGAUGGUUUAAAGGAUUUUGCAUCAAUGGAUAAGAUAAAACUAUCAGAGAAGGUUGAUGCUUUGGAGGAGGCAAGAAUGGCUAUAGAGCAUGUAGUAAUUCCAAAGGCAGAACCUGUGGAUCUACUCCCAAGGUCAUCUCACAUAUUAUCUCUUCAGCUGGACCUUGUUCGUAAAUACCAACUAGAAGCAAGGAGAAUCACUGGGGAGUCAGAUGUACAUCUGCGUAUCUUUCCAUCCAAUUAUGGGACAGAUGAAGUAAAAUCUAAUGAAACUUCUGACUUUGUUGGUGAAUUUGAUGAUUUGGCCUCCUCCAAUGGCACUGCCAAUGGUUCACUCAACAGCUCGGAUAGAUUGCCCCUGCUACCUGAUUAGUUAAUAGGUCUACCUGAUUAGUUAAUAGGUCACUUAAAUGUAUAUAUUGUAUAACUUAUUCAUACGUUAUAUACUCGUAAUUUAUGGAGAGUCUCAUGCCUUGUAGCCUUCAUUUGUAUUGUUGCGUCUGCCUUAUCGUAAUUGGUGAGUAAUAUGUGGAGACCUAUAAGUCGAGAAUUUCUU
Messenger RNA from Gastrolobium bilobum, 2270 nucleotides. Its product is annotated as protein SEEDLING PLASTID DEVELOPMENT 1. Gene Ontology annotation, molecular function: ATP hydrolysis activity. The coding region runs from base 114 to 2087 and encodes 657 amino acids. Lineage: Eukaryota; Viridiplantae; Streptophyta; Magnoliopsida; Fabales; Fabaceae. The transcript is spliced from 9 exons. The record is from RefSeq and is a predicted model, not a curated record.